AUGGAAUACCCACAGAACUAUACAAAGCAGUAUCAAUUCAAUGCAUUCCAUGGCCUUAUUACUGACACCUGGGAUCAGGAGGACCUGCCAAAUGAAUUCAGAGAUGCCACCGUUGUGCCUCUCAGCACCACAGACAUGGUAUUCACCGUCCGGCAAGUACAGGAGAAAUGUAUCGAGCAGAACCUGGACUUUUACGCUGUAUUCAUUGACCUUACCAAGGCCUUUCAUACGGUCGACAGAGCUCUCUGGGUGAUCCUAGCUAGACUAGGUUGCCCAAGGAAAUUCACCUACAUGAUCCGCCUCUUCCACGACGGUAUGACCGGCACGGUUCUGUCUAGUGGAGAAUAUUCAGAGUCCUUCAGCAUCACAAACGGUGUGAAACAGGACUGUGUAUUGGCACCGGUUCUCUUCAACCUGUUUUUCUCCUCGUUGCUGGAACAUGCCACCAAAAACAUCGACCGUGGCAUCUACCUAAAGUACCGUCUUGACGGCUCACUGUUUAAUCUCAUGCGGCUGAAUGCCAAGACCAAAACAAGAGAGAGAUUACUAGUUGAGGCUCUGUUUGCUGAUGACUGUGCCCUCAUGGUUCACACAGAGGAAGACCUACAGUUCAUUGUGGAUCAGUUUUCACAAGCGGCACGGCUCUUUGGCCUCACAAUAAGCUUGCCAAAAACAGAGGUCCUGUACCAAUCAACUACAGCAACACCUACAGCAACACUAGUUGAGGCUCUGUUCGCUGAUGACUGUGCCCUCAUGGCUCACACAGAGGAAGACCUACAGUUCAUUGUGGAUCAGUUUUCACAAGCGGCACGGCUCUUUGGCCUCACAAUAAGCUUGCCAAAAACAGAGGUCCUGUACCAAUCAACUACAGCAACACUUCCAAAUAUCACCAUCGAAGGCACCCAGCUGAAGACUGUGGAGGACUUCAAAUAUCUUGGCAGUGUCAUAGGCAACGAUGGCUCUUUUGAUAAGGAGAUCAACUCCAGAAUCAGCAAGGCCAGUCAAGCCCUUGGACGACUCAAAAUCCGUAUCCUCUCCCAGCACAGCAUCAAGCUCUCGACUAAGCUCCAGAUUUACCAAGCCAUUGUCCUCACCAGCCUCCUUUAUGGAUGCCUCAACUCAAUUCUAGGCAUUCGAUGGCAGGACAGAGUCUCAAACAUACAGGUCCUGGAAAGAGCCAACUCUACCAGCAUCGAAGAUAUGAUCCUCAAGAGCCAACUUCGUUGGACCGGCCACAUCAUCCGCAUGAAUGAGAACUGCAUCCCGAGGCAAAUCCUUUAUGGAGCCAUGGCCCAAGGCAGGAGAGAACAUGGGAGACCCAGAAAGAGAUACAAGGACUGUGAGAAAGUCCACCUGUCACAUGCAGGCCUAGCCCCCGAACAUCUUGAAGAGGCAGCGCAGGAUCGAGUGAAGUGGAGAUCCCUGAUUGGUCUUGCCAAAGACACAUUUGAAAUGAGUAGAACUGAACAUCAGCUCGAACUUCGGGACAAAAGAAAGACUGCAGCAGCUGCUGGUCCAGGACAAUUUCCAUGCCACCACUGUGAACGAAUUUGUCGUUCUCGCAUAGGACUUCACAGCCAUCUUCGGGUCCAUAACCGCUGA
Molecule: messenger RNA, 1602 nt
Organism: Penaeus indicus
Lineage: Eukaryota; Metazoa; Arthropoda; Malacostraca; Decapoda; Penaeidae
Exons: 3
Coding region: 1-1602 (533 amino acids)
Source: RefSeq, a predicted model, not a curated record